Messenger RNA from Paramecium octaurelia, 514 nucleotides. The record is from the annotation of a GenBank genome assembly. Lineage: Eukaryota; Ciliophora; Oligohymenophorea; Peniculida; Parameciidae.
AUGAAUUGCUCUUAUCAUAUAGAAAAUCAAGUAUCGCUAAUUUGUAUUGCUCCUCAUAAUUGUUAAUUUUCAAGAAAACUGUGUGUUGAAUGGCAACAUGAACAAGGAGUGGAUAUGCAACAACAUACAGUUCCGAUAAGAAAAUUUCAAUAAAUGGUUACGAAUAAAUUAUAAGAAUCUUCUCUUAAAUAAACACCUGAAUUAACAACAAUGCUGAAUUCAACUCAAAAAAUAAAAUAAUUUUGGGAUGACUUAGCAGAAUAUAUCAAAAUGAUAUAGACAAAAGAAACAUCUUAUUUGGAAAUAAUGAACAAAAAUUUGAAUCCAACAUAAUUGUCAAAUACAGAAUUAGAAUAAUUAGUCCAAAUUAGUACAGGAAAAACUUUAGAAGAUUGGAAUAAUGAGAAAAAUAAUUAUUUAAAGAAGUUGGAAACGACAAAGAAUUAAUUGGAAAUAGAAACUCAGGCUUUUUUGUGAAAAGUUGAAUAAAUAAAUCAAAGAAAAAAAAUUAUGU